CUGAAAACCGCUUUUCAGGGUGUGUGGCAUCCAAGUCAAACCUGCGAUGAAGCACGACGACAGCGAGGAGCACCAACACUCAGAAGUGCUCGUCGAAUAACGAGUUCAUCCCUUGAUAUUCAGCUCAAACCUGGUGAUAUCAAAGCUUGUCCUCGUUGUCACACCUACAUAGUCAAGAUGGAUGAUGGAUCGUGCAAUCACAUGGUUUGUGCUAUGUGUUCCGCCGAGUUCUGUUGGUUGUGUCUGAAGGAAAUAAGUGAUUUGCACUAUCUAAGUCCGACCGGAUGCACCUUUUGGGGCAAGAAACCCUGGACUCGCAAAAAGAAGCUGCUCUGGCAGUUAGGUACUCUGAUUGGUGCACCUGUAGGCAUAGCCAUAAUAGCUGGACUUUCCAUACCCGGGAUUAUUUUUGGUGUUCCAGUAUUUGUCGGGAGAAAGGUCCAUCAGCGUCUCGCGCAUCACUCGAAUGCGCGUCGACGUCUCCUCACCGCUGCGUGUGUUGUGGGUUCAUUGUUCAUUAGCCCCGUGCUCGCUGUGAUGGCCGUAGGUGUUGGAGUACCGAUUAUGCUUGCAUAUGUUUACGGAGUUGUUCCGUUGUCUCUGUGUCGUAAUGGGGGUUGCGGGAUUUCUGAACCUAAUACUCAGACAGACGCUUUGAACGAUGAAGAUCUUUGGACUCUAGCUUCUCAUCAGGACAAAUCUCAGCUGCUGAGUGAGAUGGACAGACCGGAUGGGUCCUCACUUGUCGCUGAACUUUCUUUGCAGAGUGGAAUAUCUGGCGGUAUUCAGCAUCAUGUCCGACUUGCUGUCAAUGACAUCCGCAGGCGAACAAGUGUUGACUCUGGUGUGAAUAGCCUCUGCGAAAGAAUCAACUAUGAGGAAGCUAGCACACGUGCCAUGGCGGGGUCUCAUUAUCACUACGAUGAUAAGGUUACAUUUACAGUCUUCCGCAGUUACAAGAAAUUACAUUAA
Molecule: messenger RNA, 972 nt
Organism: Cylicostephanus goldi
Lineage: Eukaryota; Metazoa; Nematoda; Chromadorea; Rhabditida; Strongylidae
Source: the annotation of a GenBank genome assembly